CGUUUCCCAUGAAUCACUUGCUGCUCGACUGUUGACGACGGUAUCAGCAAUGAUUCGGUAUCCAAAACAGAAGUUUGAUAAAAUAGACCAAGGUAAUCCCACCACCGAUCGGGUUCCUGAUAAGUAAAGCUGUCUGACAUUUCGAUAAAAUCAGUAGUAAAUAAUUGUGCUAGGAUUGUGCCCAAUUUAGUCGAAAGAAGAGUUUUCAGCAAUAUGCUUUGAAUCCAUCAUGCCUAAGGAGAAAGCUUCGAAACGCGUCAAUUGCGAUAUUCGCUUCGACAACAAUCCCAAUGGAAUCUUCAAAGCGGGUGAGGCGGCAUCUGGAUCGAUUAGCCUUACGUUAACUCAACCGAAAAAAGUUCGAGGUAUUUGCUUGUUCAUUACUGGGUUCGCAGAAACUUUCUGGGAAGACAAAGUUCCUCAUGGCCCGAAGAAUAAGAAAACCAAAGCGCAGUUCAAGGGUCGUGAAGACUUCAUUGCACAGAAGUCUUAUGUAGUCGGAUCGGAGACCGGAAGUCCUCUUGAUCUUGCAACGGGAACCACCCACUAUUACUUCCGGUUUAACAUUCCGCCAUCGGCUCCUACUUCAAUGGAAGGAAAGUACGGCCAUGUGAGGUAUCUCGUUAAGGUCGCCCUUGAACGACCUUGGAAAUACGACCAUAACUUUCAGCUCCCGUUUACCGUGCUUGCCAAGACCGAUUUCGACGAAAACAGUGCAAAUAUGAAGAAACCUAUAAAAAUGGAAGAUCAGCUGAGGUUCUACUGCUGGAUUUGCAAGUCCGCACCGUUGAUGGUGAAAGCAACGGUUCCCAAGUCGCUAUACACACCCGGUGAAUCACUGGAAGUCCUUCUCGAAGUACACAACCUAAGCAAGGAGGACGUUUCCGAAAUCAUUGUCAAAUUUCAAAAAGUGGUCAAAUUCCUGAGUCAAGUGCAGGUCAUCGACAGCACUCAACUCUACGCCGAAAACAAACUAAUCAAAUAUGAAACUAUCGAGAUGCAAAGGACUUCCGCAGUAGCCAGGCAAACCAACGAAAACUUCGAGAAGCACUUCCUAGUUGGACCGAUCACUCCUACUGAAGACCGUCAAAGUAAAAUCCUGAAGAUUGGAUACGAGAUAGACGUUCUGGUCAAGCCGAAGCUGUCCCCGCAGAGGAUUCAUCUGACCAUACCGAUCGUCAUCGGGUCGGUGGGGGCCAAAACGGAGGAAGCGCUGGAGAUUGCCAUGUCUACCGGAGUGGCCAAACUUGCCGAGGGGUUGAAUCGGGACCAACCGACGGCUCCACCGCCGCCGUAUGCUGAAAACGAUUCCAGUCUGUAUCCGUUGAGCUCGCUUCAACAGGCCUAUGCAAGGGAGAACAGCAGCAGCGAGGAAUGAGAGAAGAGAUUAUCGUGAUUUUUAAUUAAUCUGGAACUUUUACAUAUUCGUCUUAUCUUACAACACUGUAAACGUUAUGGGCUGAUUUUGAGAGUUGUAGGUCGAUGAAAAAUAGACCUAAUUAACCUUUGUUGAUUUAUGAAUUCAAAUUUGUAUUCUAUGUAUACCUGUUAUUGAAUAUAUUUCAUGAUAAAUUAA
This is a messenger RNA of Aedes aegypti (yellow fever mosquito), 1576 nucleotides long. RefSeq names its product arrestin domain-containing protein 3. Gene Ontology annotation, cellular component: cytoplasm. Gene Ontology annotation, biological process: protein transport. NCBI's taxonomy places the organism in Eukaryota, Metazoa, Arthropoda, Insecta, Diptera, Culicidae. The transcript has 2 exons. The coding region runs from base 230 to 1378 and encodes 382 amino acids. The record is from RefSeq and is a predicted model, not a curated record.